Canariomyces notabilis is the source of this 2169-nucleotide messenger RNA. Its product is annotated as DUF1604-domain-containing protein. Gene Ontology annotation, biological process: mRNA processing. Gene Ontology annotation, cellular component: nucleus. The transcript is spliced from 2 exons. The record is from RefSeq and is a predicted model, not a curated record. Bases 1 to 2169 code for a protein of 722 amino acids. Gene Ontology annotation, molecular function: RNA binding. NCBI's taxonomy places the organism in Eukaryota, Fungi, Ascomycota, Sordariomycetes, Sordariales, Chaetomiaceae.
AUGUCCUCCAAGAGGUCGCGUGCUACCUAUGAGGCCGAUCUUGUCGCAAAACAAUCCCCAUAUGUCUUCUUCGGAACCCCUCUCCCUCCCUUGGAUCCCGAUGUCAGGGACGAUGGCUCUUAUGUGCCGCUAUGGAAGCAGGAGGUGAGGGAUGAUCGAGGAAGGAAGCGGCUCCAUGGCGCGUUUACAGGGGGGUGGAGCGCUGGCUACUUCAACACGGUCGGCUCCAAAGAGGGAUGGACACCCUCAACGUUCGUUUCUUCGCGAACAAACCGGCGUAAAGAUGACCCCAACGCUCCCCAGCAACGCCCAGAGGAUUUCAUGGACGAGGAGGAUCUGGCCGAAGCCGAGGAAUCAAAGAGGAUACAAACCCAAGCGGCUUUUGCCGGUUCUGGUUCGACCGCAGAUGAUGUAUCAAGGGCGAGCGACCUCAUGGGCCUGUUUCGGGUUCAAGGGGAGACUAUGGGCGUCAAACUGCUCAAGAGGAUGGGCUGGAAGGAAGGCCAAGGAAUCGGCCCAAAGAUCCGCAGAAAAGCCCGCCUUGACCUGAGCGGCGACGCGAACGAGACAGGCGACACAUAUCUCUUUGCUCCAGAGAAUGCACCCAUGAUUAGUUUUGUCCGCAAAACCGAUCACAAGGGUUUGGGCUACGGGGAAGCACCUAGGUUGACGCCGAUUGGCCUCUCAGCGAGGGGAAGUGGUGCUGAUGAUUCUGAGGAAGAUGAUGACCAAGGCAUAGGUUACCGUGGGCGUCCGAGAUUCUCAUUAGCGCCAAGUAAGAAGAAGUCAAAGGGGAAAGCUCAAGGGGGAUUUGGCACUGGUGUACUGAACGAAACCGGUUCUGACGAGGAAGAUCCGUACGAGAUUGGCCCGCGCAUUUCGUAUAACCGGGUAAUAGGAGGGGAGAGAAAGAAGAAGAAGGCCAUCACAUCAACAAAUCCGACGGUGAAGACUAAACCCACCUUCAUAGCCCCAUCCAAGAAAGCAGCGUUGGGAAAGGUUGCGCUUGGCAUACGGAAAUGCCACGAUGGACGGCUUCCCCUGGAUGGAUUUGUCUUUGGCAGGGAACCCGAUAUUCUGAUAUCCGCCAUCAAUGCCGAAGGAAAACACCCACCUCCCAUUGUUCCGCCGGGGUGGGUGCCAUCGAAACAAGCCAAACCGGAGGCAGGCUCAGCUGCCUACAUUUCAACCGCAGAUGCUGCCAAAGCAUCAACGCUGGACCCAAAGUCCCGCGCAGCCAUACUUGGCGAGAAACAGCUACCCGGAAAGUCGGUGUUCGAUUUUUUGUCGGCCGAUUCACGGGAGCGUCUGGCUGCUCUAACAGGCAGAACCGACCUUCCACCUGCGCGCGGCGAGGUCCCGGCAGGAUAUGCUCUGAGCGAAGCCGAGCGGUUGCAAGAGCUUCUUAGCCGCGUGCCGCAGCUAGAUAAGGAGACGGCUAUUUCUGCGAUUUCCAGGGGUGCCGGUGGCGGCGCCCCUUACGCAGAUGACGACGCUAAACGGUCGAGAUACAUUGCUUUUCUCGAAUACCAGGCAGGAUUUAAGCCUACUCCAGGGGAAAAGCCGCGGCACCUGAAUAAUGAGGAAUGGCUGAGGGAGAUGCAUGAGUUUUUCAAUUGUGCACGGAUUUUCAAGCCCAUGACAGGAUUCAUGGCCAGUCGAUUCACAACCUCAUCGACAGCGAAAAAGUCUGAGAAUGGUGAAAAGGAUCUUGUCCCAGAGCUUCCACCCAAACCUCAGGAUCCAGCGGAAGAAGCCGCCAGACUUGGUAUGUUUGGGCCCAUGACGAGGUCCGUUACUGACUUUUAUCCUACACGUCUGCUUUGCAAGAGAUUCAAUGUGAAGCCGCCUGAACAUGUUCAGCCAGACGACCUACGCGGUCCGGGUUCGGGCAAUACAACCCAUGAUGCUGCUUCCGGGUUCGGCACUCAACAAGGCUAUGGCCCUACACGUCAACAGCUCCUGGCACUAGAAUCUGGCUCCGCCUCCACCUCCUCUCACGCCAUUCAUGGAGGGGUCCAGUCUGGCAGCAAGAGCGAGCUCAUGGAACGAGCUCUGACCCCUGAAAAGAAUGCCGUUGAUUCAAGCAGGAACGACGCUUUAGAGGGCCAAAGGGCAGGCGAGGAGGUGUUCAAGGCCAUCUUUGGUGACAGUGAUGACGAGAACUAA